Messenger RNA from Micropterus dolomieu (smallmouth bass), 2405 nucleotides. It is a transcript of the gene zbtb35, whose product is annotated as zinc finger protein 131. The transcript has 9 exons. Gene Ontology annotation, molecular function: DNA-binding transcription factor activity, RNA polymerase II-specific; RNA polymerase II cis-regulatory region sequence-specific DNA binding; protein binding. NCBI's taxonomy places the organism in Eukaryota, Metazoa, Chordata, Actinopteri, Centrarchiformes, Centrarchidae. Gene Ontology annotation, biological process: regulation of transcription by RNA polymerase II. The record is from RefSeq and is a predicted model, not a curated record. Gene Ontology annotation, cellular component: nucleus. The coding region runs from base 161 to 1873 and encodes 570 amino acids.
CUUCGCAAGGAUUUCUGGGAUUCCGAGGCCCGACGGUUGAACGACCGCCCUUUUUGGAGCAACGAGAGUACAACAGCGAUACAUACGUCGAGGGAACUAUUAUCUCUAAACAACUUUCUGAAGCAGUGUAGCCAAACUUUAGAGAGGGAUAAGGUCAAUAAUGGCGGCGGAGCUGGAGGUGGAGGUGGACCGAGGCAGUGAGUACCCAGCACAUUACAAAGUCAUGAUGGACAAACUUAAUGAACAACGACAGCUGGACCAGUUCACAGACAUUACCUUGAUUGUGGAUGGACACCAGUUCAGAGCUCACAAAGCAGUGUUGGCAGCAUGCAGUCAGUUUUUCCAUAAGUUCUUUCAGGAUUUUACCCAGGAGCCGCUGGUGGAGAUAGAAGGAGUAAGUAACACAGCCUUUCGCCAGCUGAUGGAGUUCACUUACACAGCAAUGCUAGUUGUAGCUGGAGAAGAGGAGGCCUAUGAUGUCUGGAAGGCUGCUGAAUACCUCCAGAUGCAGGAAGCCAUCAAAGCACUCAGCAAUAAGAUAAACGAGAAUCCCUCGCCGACAGCAAAGAGCAAAGGCAAAAAGAGGAAGAUUGCUGAGACAUCUAAUGUGAUUACAGAAACCCUACCUUCAGUGGAAGGGGAACAGGUGGAGAUUGAAGUGAUAGGAGAAGGGGCCAUUGAGGUGGAGGACACUGGACUGGAGGAGGUGGUUGACGCUGCAAAGACUGCUCAGGAAGCAUCAGAUGACUCUGCUUUGGCUCUUCUUGCUGACAUAACCAGCAAGUACCAGCAAGGGGAACCUACGCUACAGGUCAUAAAGAAGGGAGAAAUAGAAGAGGAGGUGGUGUAUCAGGAGGAAACGGUGACCGCCUCCAAGGUACUUGAAAAUGUCGAGGUCGUAGAGGUCCAGAUCUCCCAAGUGGACAACAUGUUCCGCUGCAACAAGUGUGAUCGUAGCUUCAAGUUGUACUACCACCUCAAACAGCACUUGAAAACACACCUGGGCUCACUGGAAAAACCCCAUGUGUGCCACCACUGCGGUAAAGCCUACACGCGGGAGGGCGCCUUGAAGCAACACAUCAGCACGUUUCAUUUUGAUGCAGAAGAGCUGUCUCGAAACCAGAAACCCCAGAAGAAAGUGCAUGUUUGUGAAUACUGUAAAAAGCACUUUGACCACUUUGGCCACUUUAAGGAGCACUUGCGGAAGCACACUGGUGAAAAACCUUACGAGUGUCCAGAUUGCCAUGAGCGAUUUGCAAGGAACAGCACACUGAAGUGCCAUAUGGCAGCCUGUCAGAAUGGUGCCGGAGCCAAGAAAGGACGCAAGAAACUCUAUGAAUGCCAGGUCUGCAGUAGUGUAUUUAACAGCUGGGACCAGUUCAAAGACCAUCUUGUGAGCCACACAGGAGACAAGCCCAACCACUGCACCAUGUGUGACAUGUGGUUCACCCACCCAAAAGAACUAAAGGUGCACCUCAAACAUGUCCAUUCCAUUGAGGACAGUAAGUCAACUGAAGAAGUGGUCAUCACUGACUCCGCCGGAGCCACCGCUCUCGCCAUCGCAACACAGAGCAUAGAAGGAGCCGAAACGGUUCUGCUGGACGAUGGAAUUCAGGUGGAGCACAUCACAGUGGAGCCUGUGGAUGUGAUGGAGAUGGAGGAGACCGCGACAGUUGUGGUGGAGGACGGAGGGGUGGCAGAGAUGUGUGAAGAGGAUGUGGAGAGAUUAAAGCGGGCCGGGGUGCAGAUCCAGGUGGUGCGUGUGACCACAACUGAAGUUGAUGGGCAGCAGGUGGUGAACUCGCAGGUGGAAGUAGAGAUGGAGGGUGAAAUGGUGAACGUUGAGGAGGCAGAACAAACAGUGGUUGUAUGAGAAUGUGAAAAGGACUGUGUCUUAAAUGACCUGCGGGACAUUAUCGUUUAGCAGACAUCUUAGUUUCCAUAAAGGAUACUGCAUGUGGGAUAAAGCAUGUCACUUCAAUAUGUCCUGCUGUCUGCCAUCACAUUGAAUGACUCGGUUCCCACCAACCUCACAUUUUGAACUAUGCGUUAUGAACAGUUAUGGAUAUGAAUCGUUUCCUGCUUAUGAUCCUGUAUUUAUUUGAAAGCUAUCAUAUCACAUAUUCUGACUCUUCAUUGCUUCAUCAAUCUUAAUCAUCAAUUUUCAUGUGUUUUAUUUUUUUCUGUGUCCUUAUUUUAACUACGAUUUGUCUUUUUUUUUAGUUUGGGUCACAUGCCAAGACAAUUUGACAAUGAAUGAAAUGUUCAUGUUGCAGCUUAUUAAAUCACCGAUGUAUGGUGCUGAUGUUCCUCAGCGCUUAUGCCACAGUUUUGUUCAAGUUCCUAUUGACUUUUGUUUUUUUUGUAGGUAAAACUCAGAUAUGGAAUAAAAUUGGUUUCCUGAA